CGUUGCUGUUGUUGACAAAUAUGUCAACUUCCACUACAACUACAAGCAGACAAGCGUUAACUAAAACAUGGGAGAAUAUUAUCUUGUCAGAAGACAUUUGACUAGUGGUAAAUGGACACACAUCUACCUGCAUCGAGGGAUGACUCGGAUCUUGCUAAGUUGUAUCGUUUCGAGCUGAUCAGCUCCACCUACCUGUCCCAGAGGUCGCUGUCCACUGAAGCCACGCCCGUCGCCAUGGAGAGACAGACGAAGUCUGCAUCGCCGGCGCUAGACGCUGGAUUUCCUCCGCUCGUCGUCGUCGAGUUCUGCAAGGACGUGCAGCAGGAGCUGCUGGACUGGAUGGUGACGCGGCUGCGCGCGGGGAAAAGCGUAGGGGGCGCUGAGCUGCUGGUUAGAGUCGCCGCGGACAGGAUGGGAAGGUACAAAAGUGCAUGAACAAGGGCGUGAUCGUUCAGAUGUACCCACUGCAUGAGCGAGACACCCUGAAGAGGCUAGGACACGACUGGUACCAGAAUCUUGUUGCCAUUCAACCACUGGACGACAUCCGCUCGUACUUCGGCGAGAAGCUUGGCGUCUACUUUGCCUUCCUGGGCUUCUACACGCAGGCGCUCGUGCCACCCGCCCUCAUCGGCAUCGUCUACUUCCUGCUGUCGUGGGACAACGUCAACAAGCACACGUUCUUCGCCGGGUUCAACCUCAUCUGGGUCACGGUGUUUCUGGAGGCGUGGAAGCGACGAUGCAACGAGCUCGCGUAUGGGUGGGGAACGAUCGGCAUGCAGACCGUCGAGGAGCCCCGCGCCGCGUUCAAGGGUACGAUGGGGGUGAAUCCUGUGACGGGAAGAAAUGAGCCAACGUCCCCAUCCUGGAAGAGGAAUGUGAAGCUCUAUGGAGCAUCACUGCCAAUCGUGAUGGUCUGUCUCAUCGUCGCAUUCUAUGUGAUGCUGAUCUACUUCCGUCUUGAGUUCUGGGCUCAAGGUCGCUACAAGCUUGACCCGACACUGUUCAACCGUCUGCUGCUGUUUGUGCCAACCACCCUCUACGCUCUUGUGGUGCUUAGCAUGAACGCUGCCUAUCGGGUGCUAGCAACCAAGCUCACAAACUGGGAAAACCACCGGCUACAAUCAUCCUACGAGAAUCAGCUUAUCGUUAAAUUAGUCCUUUUUGAUUUCAUCAACUGUUUCAUGUCCCUGUUCUACAUUGCAUUCGUCCUACAAGAUCUGAGACUGCUCCGAAUAAGCCUGGCAACACUCCUGAUCACGAUGCAGAUAGUAGGGCAGAUGCAGGAAGUGUUGGUGCCAUACCUGCUCAAAAAGUACAAGAAAUGGGAGCUACAAAAGCAGGGGAAAGAAAAUGGAGAGGAGAAGUUUGAUGACAUGGAAAUGCAGAAAAGACAAGCAAAAUAUCCCGGAACGUUUGACGACUAUCUGGAACUGUUUUUGCAAUUUGGUUACGUCUUCCUGUUUUCGUCCGCCUACCCCCUGGCUGCCUUCUGGGCUCUACUUAACAACGUUCUGGAAGUACGGACCGACGCUUUUAAACUGUGCAGGGUUUUCCAAAGGCCAUUUUCGCAUCUGGCUGCAUCAGUUGGAGCGUGGCAAGUUGCGUUUGAGGUUAUGGGAGUAAUAGCGGUAAUUACAAAUUGUGCCCUGAUUGCUAUAUCACCGCAAAGCAAGUCAUUCUUCCCAGAAAGCAGCACAACAGAGCUGCUACUGAUCUUUGUCGGAAUUGAGCAUCUGAUUCUGGGUGCCAAGUUGUGCAUAGCCUACCUCGUCCCAGACACACCAGAGUGGGUGGAAACAGCGCUGGCUAAGAUUGAACAUCAGUCUAGAGAAGCACUUAAACACGAUAGGUCACAGCAAACAAGAAGGCUAUUUGAGAAGGGUUCUUCCUUGGACAUUGACUUCCCUGAACGUUCUGGUCCAGUUGAAACAGAAAUAUAAGCACAUUUGCUAUAUGUUGCAUCGACCUGCAGCAUACAAUUAACACCUACAGCAAUAAUAUUAUGUAUAUUUAAAUAAUCUGACCUUUUAAUAUUACAUUAUAUUGUCUUCCGUUGUGCUAUGCAAUAACUUUACUGGCAGAAAUGUGUUUAUUCCGUACUAAAUUUUAGUGAGCGAUGAUAGCGUUGUUAGCGAGAGGUUUUCACGAUGUACUGUCGUCUGUAGCAGUCAUGCAUUUAGUCGUGUUUUUUUCUCUCUGGAAACUAGAGACGCUCGAGUCAAAGUUAUUUGCGUGCAAUGUAUGUUGUGUAUGUGUAUGUUGUAGCUUUUACUGACAAUCAUCAUCAAAUGUCGCUUUUAUAAAACCAUUCUUAGUUAUUCAGGAUCAUUUGGGAAUUAGGUAAGUCGGUACUGCAAAAAUAAUUUAAAGAUACAGGUGAAUGGGUUUAUUAUUUAUAAGUUUUUAAUCGGGCAAAGAUGGGUGAUGUAGUAGUAAGGUUGGUGGAUUAAUUAGGAUGUGGUUAAAGAUGUAAAAAAUAUUUAUUUUUAUAUAUAAUAAUGUAGCUCAUCUUCCACGCGUUCUUGCAGAUGUAGCAUAACAAGCUAAACGCUGGUGUGUUUGUAUAUCUAUGAUAUUUAUUGCGCAGGCAUGAUAAAUUGUACUGUUCAGACUCCCGCCUCUGCGAUGCCAAUUUUCUGCAGCAAGCAGCUUUUUCCCUCGCUGGGCAUUGAUUACACUUGCAGUCCUUCUAGCCAACCAUGCACCCUGCUGGUGACAUUGAAACAGCUGUGCUAUGCUGGGUAACCAAGAGAUCUAUCCUUAUAGCAGCAGCUUUAUCAUUCCCGCUCUGCGAACAGUAAUUUCGGUAUCAUGUGUGUCAUAUUUGCUAGCGUAAAGGUCGUUCUUUACAACUGUGUCGUUUGAGAAAAGUAAUAGAAAUCGACUUGGGCGCAGAAUGUAAAAAUGAUUUUAUGUCUUCCUUGAGAAGUUCGUGAAAAUGCUGUCCUUUUUACUUUUCGCUAGGAAAUGUGAGCGAGAGCAAUUUUCUGCUUUCAUCGACAGCUUGUUUUGAUAGUUUUUAGUUCCUUGCUUUUACACUAUCCGUGUAUUUUUUUAAAGGCGAGUUAUACUAUUAUAUGUUUUAGUUUAACUUUCCUAUUGUUGGUAAUAAUCAUUUAUUAAUAAUAAUAUAAUGGCAAAUAUAUAGUAUACCACACAGGCGUGCAAACUUGAGGUGGUAAAUUUAUGGUAAUAUUUAUCAGCAUUUUACAUAAUUGUAUAUGACUAAAUCUGCAUAAAUAUAAACGUAUUUAUGCACAUAUUUGCUUAUCUGAAACACUUAAUCACUGCUUAUCAGCAUCCGUAAAUAAACAAGUCGCCAUUACUAAUGUAUGGUAAUUACAAAGUAGUAAGCGAUAUGAAGAAUACUGUCAUCUUGAAAAGUCUGCAGUAACUAUUUCGGGGUCUGGAUGACGAACUUUUAUUGUAGCUGUUUAGAUACAGUACAGGGUGUUAUUGUUAUUAAACUCACUCGCAAUUGAAACAUUUUGAAGUCUUUAUCGGGUUAAAAUCAGCGAAUUUGGCAAAGAUAACGUUUAAACGUAGGAAAGCUUUUAUGCGUUGAGUGCUAUGUACUGACGUUUUCAGCUGGUUAUUUCUGCUAGUAAGAGCCGUUUCGCCUUUCUGUGAACAUUUGUGCAGUCAGAUUAUCCGAGAGAGUACAACAUCUUUACCUCUUUUAAAAUAUGAAUCUCAUUGUUCUUCCUUUACCGUACAGUUAUGCUACCUGUGUCAAAUGUUUUAUUAAAAGGCCGUUUACGAUA
Molecule: messenger RNA, 3764 nt
Organism: Priapulus caudatus
Lineage: Eukaryota; Metazoa; Priapulida; Priapulimorpha; Priapulimorphida; Priapulidae
Product: anoctamin-10-like
Biological process (GO): chloride transmembrane transport
Cellular component (GO): plasma membrane
Molecular function (GO): chloride channel activity
Source: RefSeq, a predicted model, not a curated record